UGUUCGAUGAGCUAAUAUAGACCCCUAAAUAUUUAACCUUUUUUACUACCUCAAAUCCUGUCAUUUCCUCUAGUUUUUGUUUCUGUUGUAUAGACAUAUUUUUAAUUAUCACUUUUGUUUUUUUCUGAUUUAUUUUAAAUCCUGAUACCUUUCCAUAUUUAUCAAUUACUUCCAACAAAAAUCUACUUGAAUUUAUAGGAUUCAUUAACGUAACCACUACAUCAUCUGCAAAAGCUCUAACUUUGUACUCAUAUUGUCUAAUCUUAAUUCCCUCUAUUUUCAUUAAUUCUCGUAUUUUAUCUAAUAAUGGUUCCAGAGUCAAAACAAACAAUAAUGGUGAUAAGGGACAUCCCUGUCUUGUUCCUUUCGCAAUCUUAAUAACUUCUGUCAAACUACCAUUUACUAUAAUCUGUGCUGUUUGCUCUCCAUAACUGUCGUCUCCUUCUUCUUUUGCCCUCAAUUUUUCCCAGCAUUAGGCUCUUCUCCAGCGAGUCUUUCCUUCUCAUUAGGUGGCCAAAGUAUUUGAGUUUCAUCUUCAGGAUCUGGCCUUCUAAAGAGCAGUCAGGGUUGAUCUCCUCUAGAACUGACUUGUUUGUUCGCCUUGCAGUCCAAGGGACUCGCAGGAGUCUUCUCCAGCACCAGAGUUCAAAGGCCUCAAUUCUUUGGCGCUCAGCCUUUCUUAUGGUCCAUCCUUCACAGCCAUACAUUGCAACUGGGAAAACCAUAGCUUUGACUAUACGCACUUUUGUUGGCAGGGUGAUGUCUCUGCUUUUUAGUACGCUGUCUAGAUUUGCCAUAGCUUUCCUCCCCAGGAGCAAGCGUCUUUUAAUUUCUUGGCUGCAAGUCCCCAUCUGCGGUCAUCUUGGAGCCCAGGAAAAUAAAAUCUGUCACUACCUCUAUUUCUUCACCAUCUAUCUGCCAGGAAUUGAGAGGGCCGGAUGCCAUGAUCUUAGUUUUCUUAAUGUUGAGUUUCAAGCCAACUUUUGCAUUCUCCUCCUUCAUCCACAUCAAGACGCUUUUUAGUUCCUCUUCGCUUUCUGCCAUUAGAGUGGUAUCAUCUGCAUAUCUGAGGUUGUUGAUAUUUCUCCCGACAAUCUUAAUUCCAACUUUUGAUUCAUCCAGCCCCGCCUUUCUCAUGAUGUGCUCUGCAUAUAAGUUAAAUAGGCAGAGCGAUAGUAUACAGCCUUGCCGGACUCCUUUCCCAAUUUUGAACCAAUCAGAUCUCACAGGACUAAGAAGAUUGCACUGUCCCAUCUAAAUCUAGAACUAUUUUUACUGAGAUUGGUUAUAAUAAUUUCUUUUGAAUUUUUUUUAAUAAGAUUUUUUAAAAAUGGACACUAGAGGGAAUUAAAGAUUACAAUUAAUUAUGAGCCACGGUGCUGCAGUGGUUAAAGUGCAGUCUGCAAGCUACUUCUGUUGACUGCCGGCUGCCUGCAAUUUGGCAGUUUGAAUUGCACCAGGCUCAAGGUUGACUCAGCCUUCCAUCCUUCCGAGGUGGGUAAAAUGAGGAUCCAGAUUGUUGGGGGCAAUAGGCUGACUCUGUAAACUGCUUAAGGCUCUAAAGUACUGUAAAGCAGUAUAUAAGUCUUAGGUGCUAUUGCUAUUAAGGGUGAAGAGUACUUAAACUCAAUUUACUGUUAUAUAAUAAAGCAAAAUACUUUAACAUUGGACAUAUUGAAGGCUAUUUUUGAACAAUAGACUUGGGAGUUAACUUUAGGAGCAUCUGUCUCUAUAGACAGAUUGUUAUGUAUUUGAACUUUAAGAGGGAAGUUUGGGCGGGAACUAGCACGUUGCUGAUUGGCUGAUGCCUCAGCCAAAAUAGUAUUUAAAGAGGGGUUUUUGCUGUUGGUCUUUUGCUGGGUCACAAUAAACUAAAGAGCUGUUGUCACUUGAGUGGUCUCCUGCCUCGUCAUUGCCCAAACUUAACAUUGGCGACGAAGGUGGGAUACUGAGGCAGCGAGACCAGGAAAAGAGCUGAAGGAGUACGGAUUCGCAAAACCCAGCCAGUAUCGGAAGCGGUUACAUAGCCAUGUCCAGCUAUACACCGCCAGCGCCAUUUGACCCUGCCAAGGAGAAAUGGGGGUCGUACAUGGCUCGCUUCGAGUGUUUCCUCGAAGCAAACGUACAGGGAGUCUCAGACAAUCGGAAGCGUGCUUACUUCCUGAGUCACUGCGGACCAGAGGUUUUCGAUACCGCCGAGUCGCUGUCGGAACCAACGCCGGUACAGUCGGUACCAUGGCAAACGCUGAAAACGACACUGAAGGCACACUACGCUCCGGUGCCGUCGAAGUUUGUUCAGCGUUUCGAGCUAAGACAGCGAGUUCAGCGUGAGGGCGAAUUGAUAAGCAUGUACAUGGCCGCAUUGAGGAAAGCCGCGAACCACUGUGAGUACCGGGAUUUGGAUGACUCUUUACUGGAACAACUCAUUUGUGGGGUCCGAGACAUUUAUUUACAGAAGCGGUUGCUGUCCAAAAGCAACCUGACCCUAGCCCUGGCCCUGGACGAGGUCAGGGCACACGAGAUGUCCACCAAAGCGGCGGAGACUCUACAGAAACCGAACACACCGAACACCGGCACAAAAGCAGCGCCAGUCCACAGCGAGGUCGUCGAGGCCAAAUCCGGGGGCGAGGAAGAAGAAGAGGUCUUCUAUACCGGGAGGUCGGAGAGAGGCGACCGGGACGAGUGCGUGAGCUGCGGAGGCCAACACCAACGACAAAAUUGCAGAUUCAAGGACGCAAUUUGCCGGCAGUGCGAAAAGAAAGGGCACAUCGCACAAGCCUGUCGAGCCCCACAACCGUCCCGCCCAAAAUUCAAACCGGCCAAUCAGCAGAGCGCUGGACCGAUGAAACGGCCAGGGAUUGGCUCAUCCAAAAGAGGCGCAAAAUUUAACCAAACAACUGUACGAGUGGGCCACGCAUCAACAUGAAUAGAAAAGAAGAUAUUCACACAGACGCACAUUGAAGGAGUGCCGUAUAAGAUGGAGGUGGACACCGGAUCGUCGAUCACGAUCAUGUCCUGGGACACCGUCGCGAGGAACCUGCCAGAGGUCGCGAAACGACAACUGCAAACCCAAAAGCUGAGAGUGCAAGACUACCAGGGAAACCGGAUCCCUGUUCGAGGAAUCACGUCCGUCAAAGUGAGAUACAGAAACCUAAAGAAAACUCUACCGGUCACCAUCGUAGAUGGAAACCUUCCAAGUUUGCUGGGCCUGGAGUGGUUCAGAGCCCUGGGGAUGGAAGUGACCGGGGUCCACAGAAACGGAGUCAACCUAAAGGAUGAACUGCUGAAAGAGUUCGAGGACGUCUUCCAGGACUGCCUGGGCAACUAACUCAGACCCGCGGCGAUCGGAGGACUUAUCUGAACUUGUAGAAGUCCAGCGACGCCAAUCGGCUCCUCCAGAAGACUGCAGGGACGACUCUGCAAGUAAUCCAGGGCCGGAGGGCCUAGAGGAGCAGCUGGGAGGA
Messenger RNA from Ahaetulla prasina, 3464 nucleotides. RefSeq lists its product as uncharacterized. The coding region runs from base 2030 to 2926 and encodes 298 amino acids. The record is from RefSeq and is a predicted model, not a curated record. The transcript is spliced from 2 exons. Lineage: Eukaryota; Metazoa; Chordata; Lepidosauria; Squamata; Colubridae.